AUGAGAUACAAUACUUUAUUACCAACUUUAGCCUUAAUUGCCAAAGCUUUAACUAUUGAUAUUACUUCCGAUACUAUUACCAGAGGUUCAAUUGAUACUGAAUGGCAAGGUGCUUAUGUUGCUGCCGGUGCUGACUGGUCAAUCAUCAACAACGAUCACACUUACUUUAACGGUAACUUAAAAGUUGAUGGUGGUUUAUACAUCAAAGCUGAACCAGAUUUCGAUGGUUUAACUGUUUCCCAAGGUGCCCUUUUCAAAAACGAAUUCACAGUUGGUUCCGAUGGUAUUGUUGUUGUUGACUCAAGAGGUACUGAUUUCACUGCUUUCUACUCAUUCACUGCUUCACAAUUCGAUAACCAAGGUAAAAUCUGGUUAGCUGAUGCUGGUGAUGCUGGUGUUCCAACUUUAGCCAUUACUUCCCAAGACUGGAACAAUGAUGGUUUAAUCCACGCUUACCAAGAUUACAGAUCUUUAGGUUGGUUAAACUUAGGUUAUGAUUUACAAUCAAUCACUAACAAUGGUGCUAUCUGUUUACAAAACACUGCUUACAGACAAGCUAACAAAAUUGUUGGUAACGGUUGUAUCGAUAUUGGUAAAGAUUCUACUGUUUGGUUAGCUUACACUUUAUACUCAGUUGAAGAUCAAACUUUAAUCUUCACUGAUACUACUGGUUCUAUCAGAGCUGAUGCUUGGGGUUCUGACAAAACUUAUAACGUUGUCGGUUUUGGUGAUGAUAACGUCAUUGGUAUGUCUGUUCCAAUCAACUCUUACUCAUACAAUGGUGAAGGUAUUUUAAAAAUUUCUGAUGGUAUCACUACUUUCAGUUUCAACAUUGGUACUGGUUACGAUGAAUCUAAAUUCGAAAGAAUUAGUGCUGAUUACGGUAAAGGUAUUAACGGUGUUAUUAACGGUGGUAUUAAAUAUAACGGUGCUCCAGUUAACACUGAAAGACCAUCAACUUGUCCAGCUUGUUUAGCCAUCCCAGAUACCCCAACUGAAGGUUCUUCAUUAGUCCCAUCAUCUACCAUGUCUGAUUUCGAAACUAGCACUUUAGCUACUUCAACUAUUUCAUCUGUUACUCAAUCAUCAACUGAAUCAUCAACUGAAUCAUCAACUGAAUCUUCUUCUGCUGCUACUUCAUCUGAUGCUUCUUCUUCUGCCGCUACUUCAUCUGACGCUUCCUCAUCUGCUGCCACUUCAUCCGAUGCUUCAUCAUCUGCUACUGAUGCUUCAUCUUCAGAAAUUACCUCAGCUGCUUCAUCUACUGCUUCAGACGCUUCUGCCUCAUCUGAUGCUUCUGCUUCUGCUUCUGCUUCAUCUGAUGGUGUUGAUUUAGGUAACAACGGUGGUGCUUCUGCUUCUUCUUCUGCUGCUGUCUCAUCUGAUGCUGGUUCAUCAGCUGAAUGUACUGGCUGUACCGAAUACACUACUGGUUUCACUACUACUGAAUCAAGCGGUGCUGUUGUCACUGGUGAUGAAGAUAUCUUAAUCACUACCUUAUCAAACGGUGAAUACACUACUAUCACUUCAAUCAUUAACUCCGGUACUGUUCCAUCAGAUGUUUCAUCAUCAGAGCCAUUAACUACCCUUGCUGCCGAAGCUGUUAACGCUACUACCGUUUCUGACAUCCAAACUACUAUUGUUACUAUCACUUCAUGUUCUGAUAACAAAUGUCAAGAAAAAGCUGUUACCACCGGUUUAACUACUGUUUCAGAUGAAACCACUAUUUACACUACUUACUGUCCAUUAACCACUGCCGCUGCUGAAGAAUCAUCAAUCACCACUGAAGGUGCUAAAGUUGUUGAAUCAGGUGAAGUUACUACUGUUGUACCAAAAACCUCAGUUGUUACCAUCACUUCAUGUUCUGACAAUGGUUGUGAAGAAUCUUUAAGUACUUUAACUACUGAAGUUACUUCAUUCAUCACUUUAUCAUCACCAUCUGUUGAAGCUGCUGCUGCUUCAAAUGGUUCAUACUCAGCUCCAGAAGUUGCUCCAGCUGAUGUCAAUGCUGGUUCAUCAUUAAAACCAUUAUCUUUAUUAUUUGCUGUUGUCUUAGCUGCUUUAUUAAUCUAG
Molecule: messenger RNA, 2073 nt
Organism: Yamadazyma jaroonii
Lineage: Eukaryota; Fungi; Ascomycota; Pichiomycetes; Serinales; Debaryomycetaceae
Source: the annotation of a GenBank genome assembly